AUGAAGGUAUUCUUUGGGGCAGCGGCGACGCUGUUGGCCAUCCCCUUCGCCGUCGGGCAGUCCUCCUCAACCUGCGGUCCAGCACCGUCUGGCUCGAUCCAACCCUCCCUCGCCUCUGGCUACCGUAUGCAAGUGGUUGCGACCGGCUUGUCCCAACCGCGCGGGAUUCUCCUCGACAAUGCUGGCAAUCUGAUGGUGGUAGAGCAAGGAAGAGGGGUCGUUUCGGCACAUACUCUGAAUGAAGACAAUGCAGGCUGUGUUUCGGUAACGUCAAGUCAGGACGUCACGUCGGCGUUAGGUCUGAACCACGGCAUAGAGUUGUCCAGUGAUGGGAAAACUCUCUACGCCUCCUCUUCAGAGGAGGUGUUUGCCUGGCAGUAUUCUCAGUCGUCAAGAACGGUAUCAAAUCGCACCACCCUCGUCGCCAACAUGUCUGGCACAGACCAUACCACUCGCACCUUAUUGCUUUCCAAGAAGGCUCCUGGCCUCCUGGUGGUAACCAGAGGCAGCACUUCCAACAUCGAUUUUGCGGCUGCCAGUUUGAGCUCCGGUCACUCUCAAAUCAAGGCAUUCAAUUUGACCAACCAGACUGGCACUCCGUACAACUUUGACACAACAGGGCUCCGUUUGGGAUGGGGGUUGAGGAACGAUGUUGGAAUUGCAGAGCACCCGGUUUCUGGUGGACUGUUCUCUGUUGAAAAUUCUGCCGACCAAAUCACUCGGAUGGGUGUUGACGUGCACCAAGAUAAUCCUGCCGAAGAGAUGAACUUUCUGGGAUAUCUCAAUGGAACCCAGUACGCUCCCCAAGGCGGCAAUUUUGGGUAUCCAUGGUGCUUCUCGGCAUGGGCUGUUCAAGACCUACCAGACAACGGGAACCUGACGGUUGGGAGUCAAUUCGCCAUAGACGCCAGUCCUGACUCCAACAACGAGAACCGAACCGAUGCUUACUGUGCGGAGCAACUACCCGCACGCCUGGUCUUCCAGGCUCACAUGGCUCCCCUCGAUAUCAAGUUCAACAACAGUGGCACAGAAGCUUGGAUCACUUUCCACGGAAGUUGGGACAGAGACGAGCCCAUCGGGUAUAAAAUGAGUGUUGUGGCGUUCAACAAUGAGGGCCAGCCUGUCGACGAUCUUCAGAGUACCACGGCUGCCCAGGAUAUCUUCGCCAACGCCAACAACUCGAGGUGUCCAGACGAUUGUUUCCGGCCAGUUGGCAUGGCCAUUGAUGAUCGCGGUCGAAUCUUCGUGUCCUCGGAUGCCUCUGGCGAGAUCUAUCUCAUUACAAAGGUGUCAGGAGGCAAUGCCACGGCCUCUACCACCUCGGGUUCACCUUCUCCCACUACUACCUCAGGAUCGCCCUCUCCCACGUCGAGUUCAUCGGCCGCAGUGUUCAACGAGCCUUCUCUCCUAUUGCCUAUUGCGGUGCUUUUGUGCGUUAGCAUCUUUAAUACCCUAAUGCUGUGA
Molecule: messenger RNA, 1464 nt
Organism: Fonsecaea multimorphosa CBS 102226
Lineage: Eukaryota; Fungi; Ascomycota; Eurotiomycetes; Chaetothyriales; Herpotrichiellaceae
Exons: 2
Coding region: 1-1464 (487 amino acids)
Source: RefSeq, a predicted model, not a curated record